Spirometra erinaceieuropaei is the source of this 3777-nucleotide messenger RNA. The record is from the annotation of a GenBank genome assembly. NCBI's taxonomy places the organism in Eukaryota, Metazoa, Platyhelminthes, Cestoda, Diphyllobothriidea, Diphyllobothriidae.
AUGAAGGAACCAUUGCAGUCUGGCAGCCAGUCCGCCACUCCACACACUGGGCUGACUGCGAUGUCCAAGUUCUUCCAUCGGUUGGCAACCUUCCAGGGUACGGCUUUUAGUGCACUGUUAUGACCCGGCCUGGUACUUGAAAUCACGUGGAACGUAUGCGCGCUCGAUAAUUGUGGACAACACGAAUGGCCACGAGAAAGUGUAUUAGGAACUGCAAGUCAAUCCUAACUGGGAAAGUAACACGUACUUAUAACAUUAUACUGGGGUUCGCCUGCAUUCGGUCCAAUGCACUUCGGGAAGAACAGCCCAGACGAGCUCUGAGUACACACUCUCACAACUUAGAUGCUACAUUUUUACAAUGACAGUAGACUUACACAGCGCCCACCGUUCCCUCCGGUCUCAAGACGGAGUCAAGAAAACCGGAGGCCGCAAGUGGCUGGCGCGGCGAAAAGCCACACCUAGGCGUACCACCACACCCCCUAGUCAGCAACACACAUUGACCAGAAUUGCACGCACAAUAAGAGAAGAGUGGAAGCUGGGAUUUCACGGAGUGGGAAGCCAUAUCAUGGGAGCCAGGGCAGUCUGACUCUCAGUCCUCCAGUCCGCCACUCCACCGCGAGGUCCAAGUUCUCCCGUCGGUUAGCAACCUUUCAGGCCACGGCUUUUAGUGCACCUUGAUAGAUCUAAGCGCGUCAGAUUUUCUAUGGUGCUGAAAAUGAGUUGGGUCGUCGACUUCACUCUCGAUCCCCACUCCUAGGUCACAGCUACUGUCCGAGUCGGUCAGCUGACAGGUGCGGAGAAUUGGCGCGGUGGCUGACAUAGUCUAUUGACCUUGUCUGCGCGUCCUAAAUGCGAGACCUGGCACCGGAAAUGGACGCAGUGGCUGAAAUACAUGCCAAUAAUAGUUUGGUGACCUACGGUCAUAUUCACGGCAAUGUUUACUGGCAACGAUGGGGUGUAGGACCUCCAACUAACUUGAGCUAGCCUGUCGACCGUGUCAUGCAUUGAAUGGUGGUAGAGGAGGUUUUACGGGUGGGGGCAAAACACAGGACGGAGAGCAAGGAGACACAGAAAAUAGAUAAAUUUCUUUCGAAAGUCCUAUCAUACAUUUUCAUUCGGCAAAGAAAAUGAACAUGAUGGUUAGGAAAAGUAGACAAAAAGCAGUUUUCAAAAAAUAACGGACAAUGGAUAAAGCGUCGCUGGUAAGUUUACGUUUAGUCAGGAAGUGGAGGAAAUUCCAGACAAUGGAAACGGUGAAUAAUAAGUGAUGUUUACAGGCAGACUGAAUUUUAGGGUAUAAUUUUGGAGUUAUCAUCUACCUGGGGAGUCCUACAUCUUAUUGUUGCCAUAGAUUCAUAGUGUUAGCCUCUGCUUGUCUUGCCUUUGUCGUGCGCCUUAUCCGAGCACGUCAGCGUCAUUCAAAGUGGUAAGGAACAGUUUGUACAGUAGGUGUGCUAACUCAUUAAAUGUCAUGAGUUAGCAGAAGGAAAUCCCUAUAACGCACAUUCCGCCCAACCUGCGUUCCCCAAAGUCUAACGGCAGUGAAAGAAGGACUGCUCUUGAAAAGGAAGACACAUUUGAGGUUGUAAGUUAAUAUUUACUGACGUAAAAAUGAUUAAUUUUCACUGACAAUGUAUAUUUUAGGCUUAUCCUGUCAGUCCGAGGCAAAGAAAGGUUAAUUAUUUACACUGAUUUUCUUGUAGAUGAACUGCGGGUUAAGUCAGGUGUGAGAUUUCUAUAUGUCGGCUUAACCGCAGGAAACUUUACUAGCACUUACUCCAGCAGCUCAACACUGGAAGGGCUUUUUUAAAAUACGUCAGCUGCGUCUGUCUUGACCUUCCUGGUGGAAGAUCCGAGUUCACUUACCUGUUAUCAAUGGGUAGGAUCUUGCAAAAUUGGGACAUAUGCCGUGGUACGAUUGACUAGCAAGACACGGGAAGUUCCCUCCCUCCCCCCUCCGCAGUACGCGUGGCCUUACGCUAACUUCAAGGAAGGGUACCCGUUACCGUGCCUUAACCCCAAUCGUAAACUUAACUCUAAUCUUAGUCUCAUUGUAAUUUUGCCCUAAGCCGCUUGUACUACGGGAGGGAGUUGCAGUUUUCGUGUCCUAUUGACUGACAAUCUGAUUGACACGGAGACGAUCAGAACUCAGAGUAAAGUGCGCUUCCUAAUCCGCCCUCAGUUUGGACUAGGCAUGUCAUACGAAACCGCACAUUGUCUCAUGGAGAUAUCAAUAUCGGCAGGUCGGAAGGCACACUCUGGGCGCAGUAAACAAAGGUGACCUCCAAAUGACCUUCAACCAAGCCUCCAUUUAGCCGAAUUCCGCGUUUUUGGCUCCCCGCGACAAUGGCGAACGCACAAGAGAGAUAGCUAACUCGCCGGAGGUUCGCGAACGCUGAUUGGCUCAAUUAAUUGGGUCGCAGCACUGCGUAACAACAGAUCUUUUUGCAGAAAGAGUUGAACAGCAUUGGUGUCAGUAUGGCAUAGACACUGAACAAGCAAUGUGGGGGAGUGGUUCAGCAAAAAGAGAAGAUCGUUGUGCCUGCCGAAAGCGGACGAAACGAACAGGUUAUGAGAUGAAGUUGGCAGACUUUUCUUAAGAUACCAUACUAUCAGGGGAAUCGGGUGAAAUGGAUGCGCAUCGCUAGGAUUCCAUGCCUUCGGUGGAUAAGCUUCCUUCGACUUAUACCUUGGCUAAACGUCCGCUCGCCCGUAACGAAUCCAGGUUCUUCCGAGCAGCCAUUGGUCGGGUAGAAGGGCAUCCAGGUAGCUGUACACCGCGCAAUCUCCAGUGUUUUCUGCGUGGAAAAAUCCACGACACUCAGUUCGUCGUCCACACCUAAAGGAGACAAAAAAAGCAUCAUCUUACUCAAAAUCCAACCCAACCAUGACUUUAUCCGGCGGUUUUUACGUCAAAUCCCUACCAACAUCACCCCCGUACUUGCGAGACCUAAUCGGUCAAUUCUCCCUUUGGCCAGUUAAUAUUAUAGGCCGUAUGUUAUUAUCGACAAAGACAAGGGAGACUGGAAUGGCCAUUUCCGGCUUAUUAGCCGUCGUCAGUCAGUUAUACCCACCCCCGAAGUGUGGAACACCCGAAGCUCGUGGCCCAGUGGUUAGAAGCGUGGACUUCUAAUUACCAGGUCGCGAAUUCGAGCCUCGGGUGUUCCGAACUUCGGGGUUGGGUAUGACUGGCCGACGACGGCUAAUAAGUCAGAAAUGGCCAUUCUAGUCUCCCUUGUCUUUGUCGACAAUAACAUACUGCCUAACCAGUGCCGCUGUGCGACUGCUGGAUGGGCUUGAGAGAGAGCCCGUUAGGCACAACGGAACGAGUGAGUUCCGCAAGAACGAUCGGUGAGCGCCCCCUACUACAGUUAAUUUAAUGCAUAAAAUUCGAUUUGGAAUAGUGGUUUGUAUAUCUGUGAACACAGUGAAAAAGCCUUUUGUCACACCACAUCCGGGGACUCGAAACCGAAUUCCUGUGUGCAGAUUUCUGUGUCUUCAAGGAAACAUGUGAGAGCCACAUCCUUGAACUCUAGGCCUAAGCCAGGCAAAGGUCCUUUUUUCUAAAUGCUACUGUGAACGGACGGUCACCAAUAUUUUUCGGCAGUAAGUCUACGUAUCAUAUCUCCGUUUCCCAGAUGAUAUCAAUGUGGCUUUAAGCGCCCAGUUGGUCGCUUCUCGAAAGAAGAAGAAGAAGAUGAUGAUGAUGAUGAUGAUGAUGAUGAUGACGACGAUGAUGAUGACGACGACGACGACGACGACGACGAUGAAAAAUAA